AUAGCCGGAGACGAGAGACGUGGAAAAUUCUAGAAACUUCCGGCAAGAAACUGUCAAGGGACUGAUGUGCUUCUCGUCGAACUAUUGCGAAUCUUCUGAGAACGUGCGCCUGUGGAAGUCAAGAAACUCAGAACUCACGUCCUGGUAGUUCUAGAAACCUCCAGAAUUACCAGACACACGGAGCUCAUAUACUCACUGAUCCUCGGCCUCGGCGUAUCGACAGAGCAAAGGGCAUCGGCCUCCCGCAGGCGACUCGGAGGAACAUUGAUUUGAGGCUGGAGCUCGCUUCCGUUUCGAGAGCUGUGGUGGCACAUUGGUGUUGUCCAUUCGCAUCGGAAUCUUGAUGGUUGUGUACUUCGGGAUUCGUAAUUCACGGCGACCAGGAGUACUCGAGCAGGACGAGAUUAGACGCCAAUUGCCAUCUGUCCAUGUAACUGACGCUGAACCGAACAGAUUCCCGAUCGAGAAGUUGAUAUCACUCUACAGCUGGUGAAAUCAAGAGGUCACUCGUCACGCGUUCAGAUUCCGAUCGGAUUCCACUAGGGCUUGGACAGGGCAGUUAUAGCUGACGAGGCGGUUGAGAACUCGAAGGUCUGACCAAGAGCUCGCGUGAUCGGUUUUGCACAUUUCCAUCUUCGUUCGUCUGAGUCGACAAAGAUAGAUCCGUACACAGCAAGAGUUAUAUACGCAAUGGCUGGCUCGCCAUUUCUACAUCGGGCAGCUCAUCAGCUGAUGGACAGGUUCGAUCCGAUAAUCGGUCAUGUACUGGAUCCGUUCGAGAACUUUUCUUUGCGAGACAAGGAGUGCGCUCCUUCUCGGCAGUACGUCAAGGACGCGAACGCCGCCGCCAACACGCAAGUUGACUGGUUGGAGACUACGGAAGCACAUAUAUUCAAAGCAGAUCUGCCAGGUUUAAUGCGCGAGGACGUGAGAGUGAAGAUAGAGGAUGGUCAAACCUUAGAAAUCAGUGGAGAACGAAAAAAGGAGGAAGUCCAGAAGACCGACACUUGGCAUCGGGUGGAGCGAACCCGCGGAACCUUUCUGCGCAGAUUUCGGCUGCCGGAAAAUAUUGACACAGAAAAUGUGAAGGCCCAGGUCGAAAACGGAGUGUUGACAAUCACUUUGCCCAAGAUUCUUGCUCCCAAGACUCAAGUCCGAACUAUCGAGGUCCAGUGAAUUCUGCAUCAACCCCGGAAGACUCAGUGCUGACGAACAGCCGAGCCUGAAACUUUGAACAAUUUUGUUUUCUCAAUGAAACUUCAUCAAAUUUCUUGAUGAAGAGUUAUCCCCACAGAAUCUUAGAAGCGAUGAGAAUCCGCAAUACAAACCCAAAAUAUUGACAAAUCACUCUGUCUGUGUCAGCUUUCGAUUUG
Messenger RNA from Marchantia polymorpha subsp. ruderalis, 1373 nucleotides. The record is from the annotation of a GenBank genome assembly. Lineage: Eukaryota; Viridiplantae; Streptophyta; Marchantiopsida; Marchantiales; Marchantiaceae.